CGUAGUGUAGUGUAGUGGUGGCCUUCCAGCGGUUGCCAGUUGCAGAGGUGCGACUUGUGCGAGUGGCUGCGUUGCGUCUUAAACUUUUUACGGUUCAGGGCUUAUAAUGGGUUCUCUCAUGAUGGCGUUCCUCAUUCUUGCGCUGUUUUCGGUUGCCUACGCCGACUAUGCCAUGGAAGGAGAAACCUUCUCUCUGAAGUGCGAGUCCGCGGACCCGGUGCAGUACUGGAUGCUGCACGGCAGGGGCGCGGCGUAUGAGGCGGGCCUCACAUACGAGGAUAUCGACAUCAGCGUCGACAGCGACGGUGUCCUCCACUUCGCGGAUGUUAAGACAGAACACGCGGGCGACCACCUCUGCGUGACACGGACCUCUGGAGUCGCUGGCGGCACACGAGGCGUAACCGUCGCCAUGAAAGUUCGGCCACGGCCCUCCGAGAACCUCUGGCAGGACAUGUACAAGGCGCAGUUCGUGACGGCGCUCAUCUCAGCGCUGGUGUGCGCCUUCGUCUUCACCGCGGGCUGCCUGGUCUUCCGCUACCGCUACAGAGAACCCAAGCCUGUGCUUCUCAACGGGGCAGACGAAUUGGGCCACAACAACCCUGCUUUGGAUAUCGACUCGGAAUCUUUCAACACGAAGAUGUAGCUCUAUCAAUACAAUUAAAAUCAUUUAAAUAAAAUUAUUUCGCUCAAAAAAACGUCGACUGGAAAUGCGAUAAUUCAAAGAAAUAAAAUAAUAAUAGUCAUAGUUUGAUUUCUUUGGAAAUGCUGUACAUUGUGUACAAGCCCUCGAAAUUGAAAGCGAAUGCAAAAGUCAAAAACAAGUUUUGGUCGAGAUGAAAUUCCAAACAGGAACAGACGUGGAGAAAAUGAUCUUAUCAUCAAUAUGUGAAAACGAUGUUUCUUUCUAUCGUCGAAUCCUUCCGGCCACGAACCAACCUUUUAAUUUAAAAUUAUGUAAUGUAUUGUUUACGCUUAUGUUGAAUACAUUCAUGUCUCAAAAUUUCUUUUAUGACAUUUAUUGUAAUGUGAAUUUAUUGAUUGCUUUAGCUGAUUAUAACAUCAAUAUGAACGUAUAUGUGUAAGUCUCUUUAGAAAUCGACAGCAAAUUAGAAGAAUUUUUCAUUUUAAGUGUUUUAGAAAUGUUUUGCAAUUAA
Hyalella azteca is the source of this 1154-nucleotide messenger RNA. RefSeq lists its product as uncharacterized. The record is from RefSeq and is a predicted model, not a curated record. NCBI's taxonomy places the organism in Eukaryota, Metazoa, Arthropoda, Malacostraca, Amphipoda, Hyalellidae. The transcript has 6 exons. Bases 107 to 643 code for a protein of 178 amino acids.